Messenger RNA from Diaporthe batatas, 1899 nucleotides. RefSeq lists its product as uncharacterized. Gene Ontology annotation, molecular function: oxidoreductase activity; copper ion binding. The record is from RefSeq and is a predicted model, not a curated record. Bases 52 to 1899 code for a protein of 615 amino acids. NCBI's taxonomy places the organism in Eukaryota, Fungi, Ascomycota, Sordariomycetes, Diaporthales, Diaporthaceae. The transcript has 5 exons.
AAAAAUCUCAUUUUUUGGCACACAUUCCCUGAGACUGUGAACAUAAUCACGAUGUUGACUACGUGGGUGAGAGAUGCAGCCGCUGCCCUGCUUGGAUUUGUAUCUUUUCUCGAGCCUACUAUUGAUCAGCAGCCAUUGCUUGCUUCGACACCUUUAAGUUCUGUGAACGACCCCCUGAAUCGUCAUCUCUGGAAAGACGGAUUUGAUAUCAAAACCGACUAUGAAGCCCACAUCCCUGAAGGCAAACUCGUCGAGUACCAUUUUACUAUUUCAGAAGCCGAGAUCGCACCGGACGGAUAUCUGACCAACGUUACUCUCGUGAAUGGGCAAUUUCCUGGUCCCAAGAUCGAAGCGGAUUGGGGCGACACCAUUCGGGUCACUGUGUACAAUAACCUGACCAACUUGAAUGGAACCGCUUUUCACUGGCAUGGGAUUCGCCAGUUCCAGACAAACUACUUGGAUGGAGUCCCCGGCGUAACUCAAUGCCCAUCAAAGCCGGGCGACACCCAGGUGUACGAGUUCCGAGCCAUGCAGUAUGGAACAGGAUGGUACCACUCACAUUAUAGUUUGCAAUACACAAACGGGGCUCGUGGUCCAGUGGUCAUCAACGGUCCGUCCAGCGCGAACUAUGACAUCGACGUGGAACCUCUUCUCAUCACGGACUGGUACCAUGCGGAUGCCUUCAGCUACUUCCAUGAAGAGAUCACGGAUCACGCACACAUACCAACAGGCACUCUGCUAAACGGAAAAGGUGUCUACGACUGCGAUCCCGCCGCUGAUCCCCGAUGUGUCAAUCCGCCGGGUCAGCGCCAUGAGAUCCAAUUCGAGAGAGGGCAAAAGCACAAACUACGCAUCAUCAGUAGCGCAAGCCUUGCUACUUAUAAGUUCUGGAUUGAUGGUCACAAUUUUACCGUCGUUUCUGCGGACUUUGUCGCAAUUGAACCAUAUGUAACUGAUGUGCUCAUUCUCGGCGUCGCACAACGCUACGAGGUUAUCAUCGAGGCCAAUGCUACCAUGGAGAAUGGCUCCAAUUUCUGGAUUCACGGAACUCAUUGCGACGACAUGAUGCCCGUUCCUUGGGAUACGAGAAUCGGCAUCAUCCGCUAUGACCCUAACGACACGAGCGAGCCGUAUACGCCGUCAGCAGAGAUGGGGCACCCCGGCUAUGGUUGUAGAGACCCCCCUCCUUCCAGCCUCGUCCCAAUAGUCCCACGUCACGUUGGCAACAAUGUGAAUGGCUUCAGCCCCGAGGACUACUUGCAGGUCGGGCUCCAGAGCUGGCCGAACAUCUCGGACCCCGACUCGACCAUCCGGAAAUGGGUCCUCGCCAACCGAACCCAGUACGUGGACUGGCGCGAGCCCAGUCUGCGCGAGCUGGUCUACGACGACGGCAAGACCAACCUGACCGACGAGCAAGCCCCCAUCGUCCUCGACUACGAGACGGGCGAGUGGGUCUACUUUGUCAUCGAGGGCAACUUCACCAUGCGCAACCCCUCGGGCGACCCGCGGCCCAUCCCGCGCUCGGUGCACCCCAUCCACCUCCACGGGCACGACUUCGUGAUCCUGGCCCAGGGCGACGGCACGUUCGACCCGGCGACGGUGACGCCGCUGCUCGAUAACCCGGCGCGCAGGGACACGGUCAACCUCCCGAUCGGCGGCUACGUGUGGAUCGCGUUCCAGAUCAACAAUCCUGGGACCUGGCUUUUGCACUGCCACAUAGCGUGGCAUGCAAGCGCGGGCUUGUCGCUGCAGUUUGUGGAGCAGCCGAGCAAGAUCAAGCCGCUAGUGGAGGAGGCUGGCGUGCUUCCGGAGAUGGAGAGUCGCUGUAAAGACUGGACGGAGCACUACAAUAGUGUGAACAUCCCCGAGGGAGCCUUGCAGGAGGACUCGGGUAUUUAG